UAUUCUGGAGAACUCGGCCCGGAAGUCCGGCUGUAUUACGACAAAGUGAAAUGCAACAAAACAGAAGUAGGCGUCUUAACAUCUGCAUACGAUUGUUUCGUCAAGGGAAAUACACAGAGCAUGGAUUCCCUUGACAUACUGGAAAUAUACAUCCCUGUGGAUGCUGAGGUGAAAAACAUCCCUCUGUGGAGCUUACCAGACUCGGUGCUGAGAAGAAUGGGCUUCACCCUGUCUGAGUCUAAAGGUUCCAGGAAGCUUGCAGGCUCUCCAGAAGGCAUAUGGAUUUGUCCAGCAAACAUACGAAUGAAAGGUCAGAAACCGGCCUCCCAAACAGGCUACAGUGGGGUAGAAAAUAUGUCCUCACUGCUUGGCAGAGAGUUUCGGGCCAGACAGGGGGCCUUCCAAAUGUCUGUUGUCUCCUGCAACCACGCUGCUUACAAGGUGCUGGAGGAUAUCACUCCUGGGAACAAGGACUAUGCACACAGAUCUCACACCUCCCUGUUGCCUCAGGGUUUGGCACCACAGAUCUACCAAACUGCUAUUGUCAUCUACCACGGAUGCAUUUACCUGUCCAUCAGGAAGCCCAAUCGAAGCCAGAGUCAACAAGUUACACGUGAACCACAGCCAGCUGCCUGGUCUUCCCUUCCUUCCACAUCGUCAUCAAAAAGCUGGAAGAAGGAGCUGCUAAAUGACAACAUGCCUGAGAAAAAACACACCACAUGUAAAGUAUCACACAGUGAAAACAAGAAAGAUGCUACACUCAAGGUAAGGGAUGUAUCCUCAUCCAAGACUGCUAUUUCUGUCCCUCAGUCCACUGGUAGUUUGCACAAAGUGGACAGCCACUGUCACAAGAAUGCUAGAGGAGAGCGGGCGACAGAGGAAGCAGCAGCCCUAGAGCCAGCUUGGUUUCAGCCUGAGGGGGGAGAGGAGGUGGUGGCCAACAAGGACAGUGGUGAAUGUGAGAUGCUGGACCUGGGCGGUGAAGAAGCUGAGAUAACCAGUCAAAACAAUGCCAUGGACACUGAUAUGCAAAUCGACAGAAGUGAAGUUAACCAAAGUAGCAACCAAAGCUGCACCAGGAGAGAGCCUCUGGGUGCAACAUGUGGCGCCACAUCACUGGUGAAGGAGUUUGACUUUAAGGAGCUGGCACAAGAGGAGAUGAUUGCUCAAAUGAAGGCCAGACUCAGACAGAAUGAAGCUGCCCUCAACAACUUUCCUUCUUUGUAAUGACAGCUCAGUCAGACUGAACAACCGUAAUGAUGCAUUAGUUCCACCAAAAAUUAAACUCAGGUUAAGUUUAUUAGAAAGCAUUUAAAAUGUUUGGGAGGCCAAAGGAUGGCAAUUAGUCACAACAUUGACUGAUUGAUUCCCCAUCUGUCUGUCCAUUAAGCACUUUAGUCCAGAGAUAUGACAGAUAAUCUAGAGAUAGUUAUCCUUGAACGCAUUGUUCAAUGAAUGUGUUCACAGGAAAUUAGUAUCCCACUCAUUUAUGAGGUUACACAUAAACCUCAUACGUAUAUCUAUGGUUCUACAUGCAAGUUUUUGCUAUUGAUACAUAGCAAACAUUAGCAUUAACAGCUGUUUACUUACCAGUCUAGAAGAAACGUUGCAAGUUCAGCAUCAAACUUCAUUCCUCUACUUGUCAAGAGCUGUUUCCAGCGGUGAAAAGCAACAGCAAUGUUAAUUCUUGUUCUUCUUCUAUUUCUGUCACUUCUUCUCUUCUACUGAAGUUAGCAUGCUAGCCAGCUAGCCCCAGCCUGUCUUGCCACUUUCUGAUAGCGAGCUACCGUUGUGUGCAGCUUGCCCUCAGUAUAACAUGAGAGGAUGAAGAAGUAGCACUGCUCAGAUGGCAUUUUCUAAGCUCCUGUAAAUGCAAAGAUGGCUGAAGCUCUGGGCAAGCAGCCAUUACCACCACCCACAGAGAGAGAAGAGAAACUUACAUAUAGCACUUUUAAAGGACAAAAGCUAAAUCCAGACGUAUCCAUGCAGGCUGAGGUCAGUACAGAAAUGACACACUGACUGGUUUUGAAGGACAAAAUCUUGCCUGCUCUUUCCCCAAAAAUUAGAAAUCUGGACACAGUUAUAUGAAUUAGAUGGUUUCAAGUACGUAGUUGGUUUCAAGUAUACUGAAGAACCAAGUAUGGGGAAGGAAUAACCAGGUAACUCAUGUCCAAUAUAAAAGUGAUAUCCAGAAUAUGAUCACAUUUAUUUUUUCCAGGGUAUUAUUUAUAUUUUUUUCUGAAAGCUGACUUAUCCUCUAGUGCCGCCAAGGUUACAUGACUCUACUGCUGUUGAGUUUCUACGAAUAGCAAAAUGUUUAAAAAAAAGAAUACUCCACAAGUUUAGCAUUGCACUCAAGUGGAUAGUUUUUUUUAAAAAAGAUCAAAGUUGAUGCAGCAGAACAAGAGAUGUUUUUUUGUUCUUGUUUUUAAUUCCAUGCAUUCUUCUGUUAGAGAUUUGGGUGUGUUAUGCUAGUAGCAGCUAAUUUAUCUAGGAACCUUUAACCUGCAGCAGAGAUAAGCAGGCUACAGAUGCCUGGUAAGCUCACUUGUUUUUAACUACACACCACCAGAUUUUUAACUUUUCAAACUUCUAGUCUUCAGACCCAACCAACGCUGACUCAAGUGACAUCACUUGAGGAUACUUAUCAGACUUCACACAGCUCCCUCUGGAGACAUUAAAGGCUUUACACAAUUUUUUCCACAGACACAGUAGUACUCCCCAACACCUGGAAACACACUGAUAUGUAAAAUCGGUCAAGUUCACCUUUAGUCACAUCUUUCUCGUUUUUGUUUGUGUAAGGUGUAAAAAACAUUACCACCUCCAGGGGUCACUAGUGGAACUUUUGUCUUGCAGUUGACAGUUUUCCAACCCACAGUCAUAAUCACACAUUCAAGAUGAGGCUAGUCUUAAAAGGUUGAAAAUUCCAAAAGGAUUUUAUGUGGAGUGUAGGGAUAAGGAUAAGAAAUUACUAACACUGACCAUCAUGUCACAUUUGACAUUAGAUUUUCCAUGGUAAUAUUCUAUAUUCAGGCCCAGACUGCAGAUGUACCUGAGAGUAUUGUUAGCAUCUUCAGAUUACUGAUUGAGUUAUUGUGGUGACUUUUGCCUUGCAAGACUCAGAUCAAUCAUUAUUUUGGAAUCAUUACUAUUGUCUGAUUACCUUGAGAAGAAUGGUUUAUAUAGUGGUCAUUAUGGGAACGUUGUGUGAUUUAAGUAUCUAUUCCUUUGUCAUUUUUACUCUCUUUUUGUUCUGGGAUGUUUCUUUCUCUCAACUCGAUUUCUUCCCAUUACUACUAUUCUCCUCAAGUUUUUAUGUAUGAGUUUUGUACGUUACUAACUUUUUAUCAAAGAGCCUGAAAACGGUUGCUCAUCUGUUGACUUUCACGUCCAGCCGAGCCUUAGAAUUGCUUCUCUUCUGACAUGUGCAUAAAAUUGAAUCUUACUUUUGAGUGCUUGAAAUAGCCUCUUCCUUCACUCUUAUAUAUCCAACCUGUUGUUGACACAAUCACUUUAGGCCGAGUUUUCAAAUGAGAUCUCAUACGAUAUACUUUUGUCACUGCAGAUAUCUAUGUUUUCAAUAAAGAAAUGAGUGUGCACAGGACCAUGACUGUUCUUAUUUAAUCAUCAAAGAUCAUGUCACAGAUGACAAAAGUCAGGCGUACUGACCAGGGCAGAGUAU
Xiphias gladius (swordfish) is the source of this 3682-nucleotide messenger RNA. RefSeq lists its product as uncharacterized. The transcript has 3 exons. The record is from RefSeq and is a predicted model, not a curated record. NCBI's taxonomy places the organism in Eukaryota, Metazoa, Chordata, Actinopteri, Istiophoriformes, Xiphiidae. The coding region runs from base 121 to 1227 and encodes 368 amino acids.